AUGAGGAAUCUUUUUUUUGGAAAAAAGAAUUUAAAAGAAAUUAUUUUCAAAGAAUACAUCAACGCUGAUAAGGUCUCGGCCAAGAAUAUCUUUGUGGCUGCGAAUUUUUGUUGUUCGAUUGUCGAUCUUUUUGUGAAGAUUGUUGGGACUUAUUCCAAUUAUUAUUUUGUUUGGAUUUUUGGCCCAUUUUAUGAUUCCCUUGUCCAGUUGUUUUUGGUGUAUUGAAAAGAGGCAUUGGUGGUGGCGGGGGAGGAGGAGGCAAAAAGUUAUCCUGGAAAAUUGUGAGUGAAUCUUAGAGAGAAAA
This is a messenger RNA of Meloidogyne enterolobii, 304 nucleotides long. NCBI's taxonomy places the organism in Eukaryota, Metazoa, Nematoda, Chromadorea, Rhabditida, Meloidogynidae. The record is from the annotation of a GenBank genome assembly.